AUGCGGACUCCAUUGACCUCUCGGGCUUUGGCCUUGGCAGCGAUUGCUUCUACUGCCUCCGCAGCGACUGCUUCUCUCAAGGACGUUUGCACGGUCGAGUAUGCCAAGUCAAAGCUUCCUGCCUCUGAUUUCAUCCAGGGCAUCACCCUUGAUCCUUCGUCCGUCACUACGAACAUCGUGUACAAUGCCUCUACCAGUGCCACCGGUACCUUCUUCCCUGCUGCGACCUUUUCGUACUGCAAUUUCACUCUGGCGUACUCCCAUGAUGGCCGUGAGGGAGACCAGGUCCUGGUUCAAUACUGGCUACCCGAUCCCGCCAAGUUCGAGAACCGGUACCUCUCGACCGGCGGCGGAGGCUACGCCAUCAAUUCUGGCUCCCAGUCUCUUCCCGGUGGAGUCAUGUACGGUGCUGUAGCUGGCGCUACCGAUGGCGGCUUUGGAAGCUUCUCGACCAAUGCGGAUGCGGCAAUGCUGCUGGCCAAUGGUACUCUGGACUACGAAACACUGUACAUGUUCGGGUACAAGGCCCAUUGGGAACUUAGCAAGAUUGGAAAGCAGUUCACCCGAAACUUCUUCAGCAUGGGCGAGAAUACCAAGCUUUACUCGUACUAUCAGGGUUGCUCCGAAGGUGGUCGUGAGGGAUGGAGUCAGAUCCAGCGCUUUGGCGAUGAAUGGGAUGGCGCGGCGAUUGGUGCUCCUGCUUUUCGCUGGUCCUUCCAACAGACCCAGCAUCUGUACUCGAAUGUUGUCACUCAGACUCUAGGGUACUACCCGCCUCCCUGCGAGAUGGAGAAGAUCAUUAAUGAGACCAUCUCUGCCUGUGACUCCCUCGACGGUCUGAAGGAUGGCGUGGUCUCCCGCUCUGAUCUCUGCCAACUGCACUUUGAUCUGUCCACUGUCGUUGGAAAGCCAUACUACUGCGCUGCCGCUGCCGCAAGCUCCGGCUACGGUGGCUCAUCAGCAGCGACUCCCGUCCAAAACGGCACCGUCUCCAAGGAGGCCGUCGAGGUCGCCAAGGAAGUCAUCCGUGGCCUGCGUGACUCGCAAGGUCGUCAAGUCUACCUCUCCUACCAGACUGCUGCGACUUUCGCAGAUGUGACCACGCAAUACAACACCACCGCUAAGAAAUGGGAACUCGAGGUCGACGGCCUCGGAGCCGAAUUCAUCGCCCUCUUGCUCGAUAAGAACGGCACUGACCUCUCCAACCUCAACGGCGUGACAUACGACACUCUCAAGGAAUGGAUGAUCAGCGGCAUGCAAGAAUACGCCUCCACCCUACAAACCAACUGGCCCGACCUAACCCCCUUCCACAAAGCCGGCGGAAAGGUCAUCCACUUCCACGGCGAAGCAGACAACAGUAUUCCCACCGCAUCAUCAGUCCGAUACUGGGAGUCCGUCCGAAGUAUCAUGUACCCCAGUCUCUCCUACAAGGACGGGGCCAACGCCCUCAAGGACUGGUACCAGUUGUACCUGGUGCCCGGUGCAGCUCACUGCGCGACUAACUCGCUCAUGCCGAACGGACCGUUCCCGCAGACCAACCUGCAGGUUCUGAUCAAUUGGGUUGAGAAGGAUGUUAAGCCCGUGACGCUGAAUGCGACUGUGUUGCAGGGAGAGUAUGUGGGUGAGAACCGCCAGAUUUGUGCUUGGCCUUUGCGUCCUAUUUGGAAGAAUGGGAAGAUGUCGUGCGAGUAUGAUCAGACUUCGAUUGAUACUUGGCAUUAUGAUUUUGAUGGUGUGCCAUUGCCUGUUUAUUAG
Messenger RNA from Penicillium subrubescens, 1755 nucleotides. RefSeq names its product putative tannase. The record is from RefSeq and is a predicted model, not a curated record. Lineage: Eukaryota; Fungi; Ascomycota; Eurotiomycetes; Eurotiales; Aspergillaceae. The transcript has a single exon. The coding region runs from base 1 to 1755 and encodes 584 amino acids.